UCUUCCUGUUCCUAGUUUCCGUCCUCUCAGCUCCCACAGAGUAGCCCAACCUGCCAGAGCUGAGCCUCCGGGGCUCUUCCUGGCCUCAGCUCAAUCCUCUGUCCCUCACCCCAAUGAGGGGGGCAGGUGCAGGUCUCUUAGGAGCUGAGAGCUGAGAUCAUUUAACCAAUAAACAGACUGGGACCUCUGCACCUGCAAGCACCUUCGCUCUGCAUGCUGAGCCAAGAUGGGGAAUGGAAAAGACGAAGAUUAUAAUUUUGUCUUCAAGGUGGUGCUGAUCGGCGAGUCAGGCGUGGGCAAGACCAAUCUGCUGUCCCGGUUCACGCGCAAUGAGUUCAGCCACGACAGCCGCACCACCAUCGGGGUUGAGUUCUCCACCCGCACCGUAAUGCUGGGCACCGCUGCUGUCAAGGCUCAGAUUUGGGACACAGCCGGCCUGGAGCGAUACAGAGCCAUCACCUCUGCGUACUACCGCGGAGCAGUAGGGGCACUCCUGGUAUUCGACCUGACAAAGCAUCAGACCUAUGCUGUUGUGGAGCGCUGGCUAAAGGAGCUCUAUGACCACGCUGAAGCCACUAUUGUUGUCAUGCUCGUGGGGAACAAAAGUGACCUCAGUCAGGCCCGGGAGGUGCCUACGGAGGAGGCCUGCAUGUUUGCUGAAAACAAUGGUCUGUUGUUCCUGGAGACCUCCGCUCUGGACUCCACCAAUGUUGAGCUAGCCUUCCAGACUGUCCUCAAAGAGAUCUUUGCAAAGGUGUCCAAGCAAAGGCAGAAUAGCACCCUGGCCAACGCCAUCACCCUGGGCAGUGCUGAAGCUGGACAGGACUCUGGCCCUGGGGAGAAAAGGGCUUGCUGCAUCAACCUCUGACGUCAGCCACGGUCAACCCUGUGCCCGUCUUCAGCCUUCGGCUGUCCCCCCUACCCUUGGGUCCCUGUUCACAAGCACCCAGGGGCACCACGCCCUACCACGUCUCUGUCAUCUGCCACACCCCUCACAGGCUAGAGCCCUCAAAUAAAGCUGUUUUGUAUCAUG
This is a messenger RNA of Mesocricetus auratus (golden hamster), 1033 nucleotides long. RefSeq names its product RAB25, member RAS oncogene family (gene Rab25). The coding region runs from base 227 to 868 and encodes 213 amino acids. Gene Ontology annotation, molecular function: GTPase activity; GTP binding. Lineage: Eukaryota; Metazoa; Chordata; Mammalia; Rodentia; Cricetidae. The transcript is spliced from 5 exons. Gene Ontology annotation, cellular component: recycling endosome. The record is from RefSeq and is a predicted model, not a curated record. Gene Ontology annotation, biological process: exocytosis.